CUCCGUGUUCUCUGUGAUGGAGGACUCUUGUCCCGCGACGAGCAUCGACGGCCUCCAGCAGCACACCGAGAUCUCGGCUGAAUCUGAGCUUCCCCGCCGCAGCGAUGUCAAAGUCUACAAGGAGUUCUGCGACUUCUACGUGCGAUCCAACAUGACGAAUGCGCUGGCCCACGCGGUGUGUGAGCGCUGUAAGGCCGGCUUCACGGCGACGGAGAGGAUGGUGAACAGUAACGGCGAGCUGUUCCACGAGCAGUGCUUCGUCUGCGCGCAGUGCUUCCAGCAGUUCCUGCACGGCCUCUUCUAUGAGUUUGAAGGCAGAAAAUACUGCGAGCAUGACUUCCAGAUGCUGUUCGCUCCCUGCUGUCACCAGUGCGGCGAGUUCGUCAUUGGCCGUGUGAUAAAGGCCAUGAACCUCAGCUGGCAUCCCGACUGUUUCUGCUGUGAUCUCUGUCAGGCCGUUCUCGCAGACGUGGGCUUUGUGAAGAACGCAGGCAGACAUUUGUGCCGUCCGUGUCAUAACCGUGAAAAGGCUCAUGGUCUGGGGAAGUACAUCUGCCAGAAAUGCCAAGCCAUCGUUGAAGAUGUUCCACUGAUUUUCAAGAACGAUCCGUACCAUCCUGACCACUUCAGCUGCAAUAACUGCGGUAAGGAGCUGACGGCGGACGCCAGGGAGCUGAAAGGCGAGCUGUACUGUCUGCCGUGUCAUGAUAAGCUGGGUGUGCCGAUCUGCGGCGCCUGCCGGAGACCCAUCGAGGGCCGCGUGGUCAAUGCCAUGGGCAAACAGUGGCACGUGGAGCAUUUUGUGUGUGCUAAAUGUGAGAAAGCGUUUCUGGGUCACCGGCACUAUGAGCGUAAGGGCUUGGCGUACUGUGAGACUCACUACAACCAGCUCUUCGGAGACAUCUGCAACCACUGCAACCGCGUCAUUGAGGGAGACGUUGUGUCUGCACUGAAUAAGGCCUGGUGUGUCAAAUGCUUCAGCUGCUCCACGUGCAACUCCAAGCUGACACUCAAGGAUAAGUUUGUGGAGAUGGAUCUGAAGCCUGUGUGUAAGCGCUGCUACGAGCGAGUGCCAGACGAGCUCAAGAGACGCUUGUCCAGGCGUGAACAAGACAACAAGGACAAGAAGAAGAAGAUGCUCAUCUGUCUGUGAUGAUGGCUGGAUCACAACACCUCAACGGAGAGUUUACCUGCGCUUGAUGAAGAUGAACGACUGAACCGACUCAAGCACACGCGUCUGAAUACAUUCACUGUCUACAUGUUCAUGUGCGCUGGAUUUCAUCUCGAUUGCACAGAAUCUGUUAUGAGCUGAGAUUGAGAUUUCUUAUAGUAGUUCAGUCACUUCAGUGGUGUGUUCAUGAAUAUGAAGAUAUAUGCAGUCUUAUGUUCUGUUUAAUUCCUCACUUGAGGUCUGUUGAAUCGUAUUUUAUGUGUGGAUGUUUAUAUUGUUCAGCUGCAAAAACAAUAAAAAGUUUUACUGUAAGAACUUCA
Rhinichthys klamathensis goyatoka is the source of this 1491-nucleotide messenger RNA. Its product is annotated as LIM and senescent cell antigen-like-containing domain protein 1. The record is from RefSeq and is a predicted model, not a curated record. The transcript is spliced from 11 exons. NCBI's taxonomy places the organism in Eukaryota, Metazoa, Chordata, Actinopteri, Cypriniformes, Leuciscidae. Gene Ontology annotation, cellular component: cytoplasm; focal adhesion; cell-cell junction. Gene Ontology annotation, biological process: positive regulation of substrate adhesion-dependent cell spreading; cell-cell junction organization; cell-cell adhesion. Bases 17 to 1153 code for a protein of 378 amino acids.